This is a messenger RNA of Linum trigynum, 2726 nucleotides long. Lineage: Eukaryota; Viridiplantae; Streptophyta; Magnoliopsida; Malpighiales; Linaceae. The record is from the annotation of a GenBank genome assembly.
UCUAGGAGAAUUAUACUGUCAGGGAUGAGAGAGAAAGCUAUCCAAAAAAUGAUGAGAGAGAAAGCGGAGAGGGAGAGCGGCUAGAGAUUCCGAGAGGGAGAAUGCUUUGGGUUGGGAGGGGCAUAUGCUUUUUUCUCUUGAUUGCAGGUACAGGCAUCAGUGUGUGUCGGGAGUCGGGACGACGGUGGAUCUUCGAAUGGAUGUCAGUUGGCAUAUCAUAUGGGGUCUAGGCUCGUCACGAUUAGUAAAUGCUUCUUUUGUGGGGAACUUGGUUACAGGUUACAGAUCAAAGAUAAGAGCAAGCAAUGGUUUGUUGUCAAGGAUGCCCGUCAACUUGCGUGGCUCCAAGGAGUGCGACAAAUAGUGGCAAUGAAAAAAUGGAGGUUUCCGGCUGGGGGUUUGAAAAGGAGCGGAUCGCGAGCGAUUCACGUAGGGGUUAAGCUAUAUAAGCAGAGCAAGUAUCUGCAAAUCGUCGAGCAGGGUUCCAAAAGGAAAACCUUCAAAGUCCUCAUCCCUACGACUGGCGAACCUCAACGUUAGGCAGGCAUUAUUUUCUCCUCCGGGAUUUCUACCGCCAUGAGCAUCAUCUUCGGAUUAAUGAUAUGGUGGGUUUUAGCUUGGAUGAUGAGAUCCUCGCGGCUCCUUGUUUAUCGGAGCCCUCCGCGACCUCCAGGUCUUACGCUAAUGUUGUUAAAGGAGGAGGCUUCUGUGGUGCAGGUAGAUGCAACAUUGUUAAAGACUCUAGAGGUGGUUUUGUUCAAGUUGGUACGGAGGGAGUCAAAGAAAGGACUCUUACACUGGAUCGCAGCCUGGUUAUCGGCUUCAUCCCUUCAUCUUCUAUUGUUUUCAUUAGUGAUCAGGUAGGUGAGUUCAGAAGGUUUGCGGAGCAUAAUUGGGGCAUUGACAUUAAUUACGGCUUAGAAGAUCUGAAAGAUGGUAGAUGGCUUUUGUUGUGUCCAAGACUGAGUGAAUUGUUGUGUCCAAGUCUGAUUGACGUUGCUUCUUUUGUUCAGCCUUAAUUGGUUUAUGUUUUUACAAUUUAGGCAGUGUUGUUAGAACUAUGAGAUGUUUGUUAUCAUGUCUUUUUGAUAUGAUCUUCUGAUCAAUUGGACUUAAAUAAAAUUAUAGAUGAAUUUUUGGAAAUAAAAAUUUACUCAUAAAAUUAAGUUGAUUCCGACAUGCAGAAUGAAAUACAUUUAUAUAUAUUUUUUAGAGGAAAUUUUUGGACCAUUAAAAAAUGUAGUCAUGAUUAGGUAUAUAUGCACGAUGGAUGAUGGUUCAACUUAUUCUCUUUUGGUACAACUAUGGAACGAAACCGUCUUAUCAUGAAUGACAUAGCAUAGUACAUCACGCGUAAAUCGUAAUAGCGAACCUAAAAGUUGUGACCAGGGGUGUAAUUACAUGCACCCAUGUUUUUACUAUCUGUAUUUGGGAAAUUAUAAUUCGAAAGGAAAUGAACUCAUGAAGUAGCCCAAUGCAUGUUAGAGAUUUCAUAGGAUAGAGAUCCCAAAAAGAAAAGAUUGGAUGCUCUCCCUCAAUAUCGGAUAAAGAAGGGAGCUAGCUAUCCUUUUUCAUUUCUUUUCUGCUACUAUUUGGAAAGAAGGAGGAAAUUUUUGGGCACUUAAAACUUAAAAGGAGGGUUGUAAAAACCUUUGCAGGAAAAACACCUUUCCAUUCUACAUGAGAGCACUUUAAGCUCAACAAAACCCAAGAAGAGAGUGUUGCUCCUUUUAACAACCUCAAAAGCAAAGUUGGGGUAUGCAUGCAUGUGGUGUGGGUCACGUCACGUGCCUGGCAUGUGGGAUGCGUUUACUAGUAGUGGUCCUUUUUUGAUGAUGGACCUGCUUGGAAGACACCACAGAAUUUGACCAAUGUAGUUGAACUCUUUGAUUUUGCCCCAUUAUUUUGUUAUAUAUAUAUAUAUAAGGAUUAGAUUAGGUGGAUGUUAUCCAUUUGUCUUAUUUUAAAUCGUCCCAAACAGUUCUAUAGAUGGGAAACUUUAAUUUGUUUUGUUUUAAUAUCUCUGUUUUCAGCAAAGCAUCUGAUCCAAAUGUCCCAUAAUGCACCAAAUAUAGUACCCAUUUUCACUAGAAUACUUCAUCCAUUAUGAGCUAGACCAACCUGAUUUUGGUUGAUUUGGAUGAAGAAUUGUGCAUGCCAUGCAUUCUGAAAAAUAAUUACCGUAUAAUAAAAUUUCUCCAUAUCUUCUUCCAAAAUUUUGGAUUUUUUUUUUCAAAAUUGGAUACAUAUCUCAUCUUUCAUUCAAAAUCAAACAUGAUUUAAAAAUCUCUUGAGAGUUGUAAAAAAAUCACUGACGAAAUACAUAAUCAGAAAAUGAAAUAUUAUCAAACAAAAAACAAGUGCACUUUUUGGAUUAGUCCAGUGAUAAUAGCACUAACUUUGAAUCUGGAGGUCACAAAUUCAAAUCUCUGAAGUAGUACCUAAUCACAAAAAAUAAAUCUAUAUCAUAUUUUUCUAUAAGAAAACCAACAAAUCCACUCAACUAACAAGGAAAUCGGUACACAUAUUCCCCUCUCGACAGAUAUGAAAAAUCUUUCACUUCCCAAUGACAAAUAAAACAACAUUCGGAAACGAUGGAUGGAUGAUGGUUGUGUGUUGAUGAUCCAAUUGAUAGCAAUGACAAAUUGAAUUAACAAAAUCUAUUAUGAAAUCCAUCAAACAAACAAUGGUGUUUAUCAAAUCCAUAAUAAACUCAAAAUUCUCAU